Molecule: messenger RNA, 1800 nt
Organism: Saccoglossus kowalevskii
Lineage: Eukaryota; Metazoa; Hemichordata; Enteropneusta; Harrimaniidae
Product: tyrosine-protein kinase JAK2-like
Biological process (GO): cell differentiation; intracellular signal transduction; cell surface receptor signaling pathway via JAK-STAT
Cellular component (GO): cytoskeleton; cytosol; membrane
Molecular function (GO): non-membrane spanning protein tyrosine kinase activity; cytokine receptor binding; ATP binding
Source: RefSeq, a predicted model, not a curated record
AUGGAACGAUAUGAUAAUCCGCACAUCGUGAGAAUUUACGGUGUGCGUAACUACAUGAUGGUAAUGGAGUAUGUGCAGUAUGGUUCAUUGAAUACAUAUCUGAGUGGUCUUACAGACAUCAAGAUUGAGGAGUUAUUCCUCACAGCCAUUCAAGUUGCUGAAGCAUUGGAGUACCUGGAAGAUAAAUCCAUAGUGCAUGGAAGCAUUUGUGCAAAGAAUGUCCUGGUUGCAAGUAAACCGGGUGAUAGUCUAUUUGUCAAGCUGGCUGAUCCAAUGUUUGGUACCAAAUAUUACUCGCUUAAGUCACAAAGUGACGCAAGACUUAGUAGAGUACCUUGGACAUCACCAGAACAUCUUGUGGGUGCAAAAAAAGUCACUUUAGCUUUAGAUAAGUUCUCAUAUGGUGUUUUAUGCUGGGAAAUAUUCACUAAGGGCAGAGAACCAUUUAAAGAUAACAGAACUGAAGAUAUCAGACACAAAUACAUCAUAGGUCAACGACCUACAUUAUCGAUACUGCCCAGUGAUAUGUGUGAUAUUAUCGAUGCAUGCUGGCACCAAGAUCCCAAAGAAAGGCCUGCAUUUAAAUCGGUAUUACGAGAUUUACGAACGCUACUCAAUCGUCUAUGUAAUUCAGAUAAUUUAAAUGAUGCAAAAGAAACUUAUAAACGUGCAUGGACACGUUCUGUGUCCGAAACUUUGUACAUGGAUUGCAGCCAGUCUGCUCAUGGUGAAAAUGGUGACAGUGGAGUUGGUAUAACACUCUCUUCUAAUAGACAUGAUACCGUUCAUCCUAGUGAUGCCGACUCUGACAUUGUCAAUGGAGAUGCCCAUCUCUCGCCUGGUCCACUACCGGCAGAGGGACCAGUAUUUGAUGAUAUUGAAGAGGAGCUAGAGGAUUAUAUGAUUGCCCCAGAUGCAUUGGACAUUGGUGACUCCAUCGGAAAUGUAAGCCAUCUCAAACCACUAUGUAUUGAACACUUGCACUUACAGGAUGUGUACUGGUUGAAUGGCAGGGAUCUGUACUGGUUGAAUGGCAGGGGUGUGUACUGGUUGAAUGGUGGGGAUGUGCACUGGUUGAAUGACAGGGAUGUGUACUGGUUGAAUGGCAGGGAUGUGUACUGGUUGAAUGGCAGGGAUGUGUACUGGUUGAAUGACAGGGAUGUGUACUGGUUGAAUGGCAGGGAUGUGCACUGGUUGAAUGACAGGGAUGUGUACUGGUUGAAUAGCAGGGAUGUGUACUGGUUGAAUAGCAGGGAUGUGUACUGGUUGAAUGGUGGGGAUGUGCACUGGUUGAAUGACAGGGAUGUGUACUGGUUGAAUGACAAGGAUGUGUACUGGUUGAAUGACAGGGAUGUGUACUGGUUGAAUGACAAGAAUGUGUACUGGUUGAAUGACAAGGAUGUGUACUGGUUGAAUGACAGGGAUGUGGAUGUGUACUGGUUGAAUGGCAGGGAUGUGUACUGGUUGAAUGGCAUGGAUGUGUACUGGUUGAAUGGCAGGGAUGUGUACUGGUUGAAUGGCAUGGAUGUGUACUGGUUUAAUGACAGGGAUGUGUACUGGUUGAAUGGCAGGGAUGUGUACUGGUUGAAUGGCAUGGAUGUGUACUGGUUGAAUGGCAUGGAUGUGCACUGGUUGAAUGGCAUGGAUGUGCACUGGUUGAAUGGCAGGGAUGUGUACUGGUUGAAUGGCAUGGAUGUGCACUGGUUGAAUGGCAUGGAUGUGCACUGGUUGAAUGGCAUGGAUGUGUACUGGUUGAAUGGCAUGGAUGUGCACUGGUUGAAUGGCAUGGAUGUGUACUGA